Molecule: messenger RNA, 4706 nt
Organism: Ostrinia furnacalis (Asian corn borer)
Lineage: Eukaryota; Metazoa; Arthropoda; Insecta; Lepidoptera; Crambidae
Gene: jar
Product: Myosin heavy chain 95F jaguar
Exons: 27
Coding region: 11-3739 (1242 amino acids)
Biological process (GO): actin filament-based movement; actin filament organization
Cellular component (GO): actin cytoskeleton; cytoplasm; endocytic vesicle
Molecular function (GO): actin filament binding; ATP binding; microfilament motor activity
Source: RefSeq, a predicted model, not a curated record
CCAGUGAACAAUGACGAUCGACAAGCAGCUGGUAUGGGUCCGGGACCCGAACGAGGGGUUCGUGCUCGCCCGCCUACACGAGCUGAUGGGCGAGGAGGCGGACGUGUUCCCGCUGGACAACAAGUACCCGCGCCGGGUCUGCAGCUUCGAGGACAUCUUCCCGGCGGGGGACCCGCACAAAGAUGUGGACGAUAACUGCGAGCUGAUGUUUCUGAACGAGGCCACGCUGCUGAACAACAUCCUAACACGAUACAAGAAGAACAAGAUUUAUACAUACGUGGCAAAUAUCCUUCUAGCCGUGAACCCGUACGAAGAUAUACCCGACAUGUAUUCUUCCACCACGAUCAAGAAAUACCAGGGCAGGUCCUUGGGAGAACUACCACCACAUGUCUUUGCCAUAGCCGACAAAGCGUUCCGUGACAUGAAGUCUUUCAAGCAGUCCCAGUCGAUUAUAGUAUCAGGGGAGUCUGGUGCCGGCAAGACUGAGUCCACUAAGUACAUACUGAAAUACCUGUGUGACCUUUGGGCUAAGGGCGCCGGGCCGGUGGAGCAAAAGAUUCUAGAUGCCAACCCGAUCCUCGAAGCGUUCGGUAACGCGAAAACCACUCGGAACAACAACAGUUCCCGAUUCGGCAAGUUCAUGGAGGUCCACUUCAGCAAUAAAUACCAAGUCGUGGGUGGUCACAUCUCGCACUACCUUCUGGAGAAGUCGCGUAUUUGUACGCAGAGCGCUGAGGAGAGGAACUACCAUGUGUUUUACUUGCUGUGCGCCGGCGCACCGCCAGAGCUGAGAUCAGCUUUGAAUAUCACUAAGCCGGAUGACUACCAGUACCUGAAGAAUGGAUGCACUCAAUACUUCACGACGGCAGCGUCGGAGAAGAAAAUCACCGCGAGCCAGAAGUCCAAGCAGCAGACCGCUAAGGGUGGCCUUCGGGACCCCAUACUGGAUGACGUCGAAGACUUCCAGAGACUGCACCAGGCACUAACCCGCGUCGGUCUAACAGAAGACGAAAAGAAGACUGUCUACUCGAUAGUAGCUGCCGUCCUCCAUCUUGGCAACAUUGAGUUCGAAGAGGACACAGGACCUAGGGGUGGAUGCGGGGUCUCGCCUGCUUCAGAAAAGGCUUUGGCCACUGCUGCCUCGUUACUGGGGGUAGAUGGAGGAGAAUUAAGGAUGGCUCUGGUGUCCAGACUUAUGCAGAGUUCCAGAGGAGGAAUCAAAGGAACUGCUAUCAUGGUGCCGCUAAAGACGUACGAAGCGAAUAACGCUCGUGACGCGCUCGCCAAAGCGGUAUACAGCCGUCUGUUUGACUACAUCGUGCAUCGCAUCAACACCAGUAUUCCCUUCCAGGCGUCUGCGUACUAUAUCGGUGUACUGGAUAUUGCUGGGUUUGAGUACUUCCAAAUGAACAGCUUCGAGCAGUUCUGUAUCAACUACUGCAACGAGAAGCUGCAGCAGUUCUUCAACGAGCGCAUCCUCAAGAACGAACAGGACCUCUACCGCCGCGAGGGUUUAAAUGUGCCAGAAAUUCGCUUUGUGGACAACCAGGACUGUAUUGAUUUGAUCGAAAGCAAGAACCACGGCGUUUUCCACUUGCUGGACGAAGAAUCGAAACUGCCGAAACCUGAGUUUGGACACUUCACUCACUCGGUUCACAAACAACUGGGAACCAACAAUAACAGGCUGCAACUUCCCCGCACAUCGCGCCUGAAGGCACACCGCAUUCUGCGUGACGACGAAGGCUUCCUGCUCAGACAUUUUGCCGGCGCCGUCUGCUAUACUACGAGUCAAUUCAUAGAGAAGAACAAUGACGCUCUCCACGCAUCGCUCGAGUUUCUGGUCCAAGAAUCCAGGAGUACGCUCAUCCAACAGCUGUUCCAAAACACUGACAACAACAACGCAAAGGGAAAACUGAACUUUAUAUCCGUGGGUGCUAAGUUCCAAAGUCAACUGGCGCUGCUUAUGGAUAAGCUCAAGGAAAAUGGCACAAACUUCGUCCGCUGCAUCAAACCCAACUCCCGUAUGGUGGGCCGCGAGACCGAAGGCUCGCUCAUCCUUACCCAGCUGCAAUGCAGCGGUACUACCGCCGUACUAGAGCUGAUGGAGCAUGGCUAUCCAUCUAGAGCACCCUUCAACGACCUACACGCUAUGUACAGUUCAUACUUGCCGCCGAAACUGAGGGGAUUGUCGCCGAAGUUGUUCUGUGAGGCCAUGAUCCACAGCUUCGGUCUCUCGGACAAGGACUUCAAGUUCGGCGUGACGCGCGUGUUCUUCCGGCCCGGCAAGUAUUCCGAGUUCGACGCCAUCAUGAAGUCCGACCCGGAGAACCUCAAGGCGGUCGUGGACUCGGUCCUGGCCUGGCUGGUCAAGUCGCGCUGGAGACGCUCCAUAUUCGCUGUGCUGUCUAUUGUUAAAUUGAAGAACAAGAUCCUCUACCGUCGCGAGUGCCUCAUCAAAGUCCAGAAGACGAUCCGUGGAUAUCUCGUGCGCAAACGCCACCAGCCAAGAUACAAGGCCAUCGCCAAGAUUACUGCUCUCCACCACAACUUGAAGCAAAUGGACACGGUGGUUGGACAGCUGAAGAAAGAGAAAGACAGCGCACAGAAGAAUAUCGAGAACUUGAGGAAUUCUAUCAAGAGCGCGUGUGCUACUAUCAAGGGCAACGAGAAAAUAACCCGAGCAGAAAUCGACCAACUCUACAGCAAAUUGACCAAAGACGUCGAGAUGCAGAUGACCUCGUUGCAGAAGGCCAUGGUUGACCAAAAGAACAGGGAAGAACAAGAAAGGCUGCGUAAGAUGGAAGCAGAGAUGCGAGCGGCGGAAGAGGCCAAACGGCUAGAGAUGGAACGCAUUCGGCAAGAAGAAGAAAACCGGAGGCUCAAAGCGGAGAUGGAGGCGCGGCGCAAAGCGGAGGAAGCGGAGAGACUUCGGCUGGAGGAGCAGGACCGCCUCGCCGCGCGAACGCUGCAGCAGCAGUUAGAAGAAGCUGCUAAAGCGGACCAGGAGAACAGGGAAAGGUUAGAACAAGAAAGAAGAGACCACGAAAUGGCUGUGCGACUUGCGAAGGAAACGAACGGACACGUCGAAGGAUCUCCGCCCCAGCUUAGAAGUUUCCCCACAAUGGACUCAGUGAACGGGGAGAAUAAGUUGAACAGAUCGGAACGCGUUCGCAUGCAGCAAGCCAUGCAGGGCAAGCAGAAGUAUGACCUGUCCAAGUGGAAGUACUCCGAACUACGCGACACCAUCAACACUUCGUGCGACAUCGAGCUACUGGAGGCGUGCCGGCACGAGUUCCACCGCCGCCUGAAGGUGUACCACGCGUGGAAGGCGAAGAACGCGCGCAAGACCACCAUGGCCGAGCAGGAGCGCGCGCCGCAGUCCAUCAUGGAUGCUGCCAAAACGCCCCGCAUGCCGCAAAAGGGCGAGAUACUAGGCGCGAGGCACCGCUACUUCCGCAUUCCCUUCGUUCGCACCACCAGCGACGCGGCCGACCGGCGCGGCUGGUGGUACGCGCACUUCGACGGCCAGUACGUGGCGCGGCAGAUGGAGCUACACCCGGACAAGACGCCCGUCCUGCUGCAGGCCGGCGUGGACGACAUGCAGAUGUGCGAACUCAGCCUGGAGGAGACGGGUCUGACGCGCAAGCGCGGCGCCGAGAUCCUCGAGCACGAGUUCGAGCGCGAGUGGGCGCGCCACGCCGGCGCGCCAUACGUGCCGCCCGACCUGCGCGCGCGCUAGAUACCCAAACAUUCCAAGCAACAACUUGCAGAAUACGCGCCAUCGAAACAAACGUAUACGUUCGCUGCCGACGAAUUUCGUCUCAAAAUUCCAUACAAAUAAGAUACAAAGUGCUUUGUUACGUGCCUUCGCGGGUUCCUACAUUAUGUUAGUGCAAUAUAUUUUAUUCGAGAAUGUUCCACCGUAAAAAACACGUAUAGUAGACAGAGGUAGCUAUAUAAAAAUAAUAUAUUUACAAAAGCAAAAAAAUAUGAUAUGUAAUAAGUAGAAUAAAUUAAAUUCACACGUGCCUACAUUUAUGUGAAAAAAGUCCUAAUGUAAUCAUUUAAAAUGCACAUUAAACGAGUACAUACAGUGUAGUUAAACUGUUUUAGUGAUAGAUGUAAUUUAAAUGAAAUGCUUUGUUUAAUUUUGUAAACUGUGAUUAUUUUGAGAGGUAUUCAGGUUAUAUUUAAGGUUUUUGUAGGAGAAAUAUAGUAUUUAUUCCAAGCAUUCCUUGUCAUUAUGUAAGACUGGAGAGCUGCUAUUUUUUGUAUUAUGUACAAUUUAACAAUCAGUAUUGUCCCGAAGUGCCUUAAACUUUGGAAUACAAAUUAACAUUCCGGGAAAAGACUUUACUUUUACAAAUUUUAAUAACAAAAAAAUAUUAUUUAUGGUUACUUGAUAAAGUACCAAUAGUAAAUUAUAGUACAAGUGAAAAAUACAUAUUAUGAAUUAAAUAGGUGCACUUAUCUGUAGAAAUAGUAAAUAAAAGUUCUUUUCGACCUACUUAUUUCUUAAGAAUGAAAUCACCUAAAUGUUAAUCAGUUCAAGCUACUUACAUUUAAUUAUGUAAAUACCCUAUAUCCCAUAUCUCACAGUUUGAGACAUAUUGUAUUAAAAGUGCCUUAUAGUUUGAUGCAGUUAGUACGUGACCUCUGUAUUUGUGUAUUUUUAUGCUUUACCAAAUAAAAAUAAUAACUUGAAA